AUGGAGGAUCAGCGUCCCUUUGAUCCAGGGGCCCCUGGUGCUUAUAUCGACCUGACGGCGGAAGAUGAUGAGUCAGAUGUGCCCCUUCUCCAGCCCAUGAACAAUGGAUCCCGCAACGGUGACGAAUUCAGAGUACCGGAUGCCACUCGGUCUCGUGCGUCGACGUUUCCCUACCCAGGCAACCAAGGAUUCGCAUACCGUCAGGACGCCCAACCUUUGUGGGGCUCUCCAGUGCAGGUCAUUAGCACUCCCUCGCUAUUGCCGUAUAGCCUUCAGGCGGGACCAUACUAUCAGCAACCAUACAACCUUACCACCGAACCGCCGUACAGUGGUCAGGUCCCUCGGUGGGUCGUAAGUCCACAUCAUCUCGUGACAACAGGCAAUCAAAACAUUAUUUCUGCAGCUGCUCAUCCGUACUGGAACCCAGGUCUCGGCCAUGGUCCUUUCGACUUGCAAGCUAGGUGGCAAGGACGGCCACCAAUUCGCAAAGACUUCAGUCCUCGGCGUCCAGCAUUGUGCAAGACAACUCUGCAAGGACAGACUCGCAUUUCACCAAUCAAGAAGAGGCAGGAGAACUUACCGCCAACUCCAACCAAGAGCGUUGCACCGUCAAAAGCACCCACCAACGCGCCACUGCAGCAGAAUGGGUUGUUAUCAUCUACGCCUCAAGCGCUUGAGGUCCGCUCUGCUGGAAACAGCUUGCCGCAACCUCUGUCGCGGCCUCGAACUUUAUCUGAAGGACAGACAACGUCGUCGAACGUGGUAUGCAUGCAGUCGCCGCGAAAUGAUCAGGGCGGAACUUCGCAAGGAAAGCUGAUUGUGAAUUUGACCAACUCGAAUAUCGUGAUCAACGUCUCUGCCCGUCAAGUGUUCGAUGAAGAGCAGUGCGACAAGAUACUGUGGCUGGCCCUCCAUGGUGUUCCAAGCCGAGCCAUUAGCUGGCUGAUUGAUAUCCGAACACCUGCACAUACGAGCAGGCCGACGCUUGUGGCUGGCAUUGAUAAGUUGAUAAAGCACUUCAUCCCCGAGCUCGCGACGGGUCAGGGUCACGUUGAGGAGCCGGACGCGCUGGUUGAUCGUCUUCUGCGACGAGGAGAUGAAUUAGACUGGAGCGGGCCAUACCUGCUUCGGCGAGUCAUCGACUUCACAUCCAUUCCUGAGGAGGAUAUUGAUCGCGCAAGGAAGGAGCGUCAAAAGAACGCCAGAGAGCGCCGGGCGCACCAGAAAUGGCGAAUCCAGCAUGACGAGGAUCCAGCAGAGGGCGCAGUCCAGCAGAGGAAUCAAAAGGUAGCGUUGGCGUUGCGAGGUCUGGCCCGGUAUGCAGAUGAGACGGAGGCGGCCAUGGAGAAAUUCGGAUAUCGCGAAGGUAGCCAUGAAGCUGAGAGGCCACUUAUGAAAAAAUGGCUGCUCAAGAUCCGUGAACUUGGCAAGCUGCCCGAUUACCUGGUUGAGCAUGGGAUCGUGGCGAAUGAUGACCAGUUGGCUGCUGAAAAUGUUCUAAGCGCUCCAGGAACGAUGACAGCCUGA
Cladophialophora yegresii CBS 114405 is the source of this 1527-nucleotide messenger RNA. RefSeq lists its product as uncharacterized. The transcript has a single exon. Lineage: Eukaryota; Fungi; Ascomycota; Eurotiomycetes; Chaetothyriales; Herpotrichiellaceae. The record is from RefSeq and is a predicted model, not a curated record. The coding region runs from base 1 to 1527 and encodes 508 amino acids.